Molecule: messenger RNA, 2463 nt
Organism: Mya arenaria
Lineage: Eukaryota; Metazoa; Mollusca; Bivalvia; Myida; Myidae
Exons: 3
Coding region: 163-2274 (703 amino acids)
Source: RefSeq, a predicted model, not a curated record
GAUACAGCGAAACCUUCCGCAGAUUUGAUUUCGCAAUAUAAAACAUAUUUGGCUGUGUUAAAUUUGUCAUUUAAGCGUACUGGAUUUGUUUUAAGGGCCUAAGUAGAUUAUACCGACAGAAGGUUAACUACAAAUACAAGUGGCCAGAGACAACAUCUUAAGAUGGACCGGGAUCUUGACCAUAAAGCCUGGAUGUCGCUCCGCCUGUCGCGUGUACUGGACGAUAUCGGCGCCAACCGACUGGUGAUGAGGAAAAGGCGGGAAACCUUCCUGCUGAGGGAAGCGGUACAUACUCUAAUAGACAAACUAUUUGGUGUACACAUUACAACCUUCAAUUUCGGCAGCCAGUCAGAGGGAUCUACAACUCCGGGGAUGAAUUCGGAUAUUGAUGUGGUUAUGUGCGAUCAUAACUACAACAUUAUGUCUGACUGGCCAGACUGGGAGGCCGGGAUAAGGAACUUUCUAAUGGUGAAGGAGGAGUCGACUCCACCACAGCACUACUGGCUACAGUGUAUCAGAUCAAACUCUCCAGAGCCUGUCAGAUAUAACGGGCAUAAAGAUUGCUUACCACAUAUAGAUGGACGAGUGUUUAUAAGUAAUAAAGUGUGGCAACGUGAAUGUAAACAGCUAUAUGGAAAGGACUUGUUAUAUAGUGGUCCUUCAAUAAGUAACUCGGAAGAAUUGGAUUGUGUUGCAGCUUUCAAAUGUCAAGUUCUUCCUCCGGAGGUGGACCGAUGGUUUCAACGUUACAAACGUCGACAUUGGCCUACACCGGAAAUGAUGCAGGCAGCAUGGGAAUGCUCAUGUUUUCUUGUUGCUGAUGGACAUUUCGAUAGUUUGUAUGAAGAAAUUGAAUGGCGAUUAUCACCAAGUCAAAUAGAGCGGAUUCUUAUUUUUAGUUUUACUACUGUGCAGUUAAAAUGCUACAUUGUCUUGAAGAUGAUCAAGAAACAUUUAAAUGAACAUUAUUUAAGUCAUAAUAGUAAGUUCACGUCGUUCCAUUGCAAGACAGUUAUGUUCUUUACAAUGGAGAGAAUAUCGCCAACGGAUUGGAGAGAAGAUUGGCUCGUACGGUGCAUAGGAUAUUGUUUGCAAACACUGGAAAUUUUCUUGAUGAAAGGUUAUUGUCCACACUUUAUCAUCCCUGAAGUGAAUCUUUUCGAUGGUAAAAUCCCUCGCCGCUGCCAACUGACUUUAAUGGAGAAGAUAAAAGAGAUCUUGAAUAAUAAUCUAAUGAUACUGUACGACUUGCAGUACGAUAGCUUAGGACAAAGGUUACCGGGCCCAAUCAGCGACAUGUCUAAAAAACGGUCAACAUUAUUAAGGUCAAUUAAUAGUGUUUUAGCAUGCGACUUAAUAAAGCAGGCUAGUAAAAAGUGCUUUGAAAUGGCGAAUAUUGAGUUAAAUCCUGUGAAGUUUCUGCGAAUACUUAGUGUUGUAACUGUUAUACCUGAGAAUGAUUACAUAAUGAAUAUAUUAACUUCUUACGAGCGACGGGCAAUUUCCGUGUUAAAGCCACUCAUUUACUCCUUCUUAGCAUCAGGUACUUCGUCAUUUUACAUACAACAUGGACAUCAAUUGACACCAGAAUUAUUUCAACUAUAUGAGCGUUCUCUUGACACUGACGUGACGUCCAGCAGACUUAAACUGGCUUCCAUGUUAUACUGUCGGGGGUAUUUUCGAAUGACGGCGGACGUGCUGAAUGACGUUGAACGUAGAUAUGACGAGAAUGUGUAUUCUGUGUGUGAUUGUGGCAGGAAAAUUGAAGGUGAAGAGCCCCCCGAGUUGUUUAGUGAAAGUGCAAUUAACGAUUUAAACUAUGAUACAGCCAUACGUAAAGUUGCCCUCUGCGUUAGGUUUUUACGUUUAGAAGCUUUCUGUGUACCACCUAUUUUGUUAUAUGAAAUGAAUAGGGCAAUGAAUGACGACGUUCAAGAUAGAGAACCACCAGAACGUAACUGGAUGGACAUGGCCGUAGUAGACUCUCGACCAUAUAUCUUCUAUCUUCAGUAUAUAACGUACGGGGAACUUGGGCUUCGUUUCCGACAAUUGCAGGCACAACGGAAUUUAAUGAACUGUUUUGGAAACCAUAACAUUUUACGUACAAUGCAUCACCCCGAGACUGCUAGUAACUUAAUAGCACAUUGCUGGGAGAUGGAGGGAAACUUUUUUGAAGCGUUAAGAUGCUACAUGAAUUCUGCUCGAAAUGUUCCGAUAAAUAAUGCUGCGAACUGGCAUAUCAGGAGAUUAACUGGCAACCGUUUAAGCCUGUAAUGUACUUUAAAUGUGAACACCUUUGUAGCUGAUAAAAUUAACUUUAAAGAUACACUCUUACUCUCAAAUAUUUUUAGCACAAUUAAUACAAUUGUUUUAAUAUAACAAAAAGGAUUAAAAAACGCGUCGAAAGCAGUCGCUCCUAUUAAGGAUACCGAUUUUACUUUGAAUAAAUGUACAGAAAACACA